AUGGCGUUCUCAAGAUUAGGCGCACGUCACAUUCAGAACAUGAGCGCUGCAACAGCAUUGGAACCACAUUGGGGUUACUACGAUCGCGCUCUGCCAUGUACCAACGAUCCAGGAUCGUGCGAAUACCUCGACGUUGUCUACGAAUCUCACGACCUAGGGAUGUUAUAUUCAGGCAUCAUGUGGUGCAUCAUUGGCGCAAUCCUGCUUCUCUGGGUUGUCCUGAAUCAAUCCAAUGCGCCGACGAUAUCACCGAGGCUAGCAGCACCAAAGCUCGCCGGGCUGUACAAGGUCCGCCGUUCGAUGGCAGCUUUUGCCCGAAGGUAUCUCCUACCCGAUGUGGCUCGGGUGAUCUUCGGCCGCACAACGCGGUUCCAAGUCCUCACUCUCGCCCUGCUGUCUGGCUAUCUCCUCAUUUUCAGCUUUGUUGGGAUCGUCUACAACACAUGGGUCACCCCAGUGUCGAAAAUGCCUGGGGUAUAUAACACCCGCAACAGCAUUGGUCCCUGGGCUGACCGUGUCGGCACCCUCGCCUACGCCCUCACCCCGCUCUCUGUGCUGCUGAGCAGCCGAGAGUCCUUCCUCUCUAUUAUCACUGGCCUGCCAUACCAGAGCUUCAAUUUUCUUCACCGCUGGCUGGGCUACAUUAUAUUCGUACAAAGCUCACUCCACACCAUCGGAUGGUGUGUGGUAGAGCUGAGACUGUACCAGCCGCAACCCACCGUCGGAAUCGAGUGGAUCACCGAGACAUACAUGAUCUGGGGUGUCGUCGCCAUGAUUCUGUUGUUUCUACUAUUUGUGCUGAGUACACCGUGGGGCAUCAGACUAACCGGCUACGAGACCUUCCGAAAACUGCACUACAUCCUCGCCAUGGUCUACAUCGGCGCCUGCUGGGCCCACUGGAAGCAACUCAAGUGCUUUAUGUGGCCCUCGCUGAUCUUCUGGUUCCUCGAUCGUGGUGCUCGCCUAGUACGCACUGCCCUGUUACAUUAUCACCCCGAUCACUCCAACGCCAUCGGGUUCAGCUUCAAAUCCUCUGAGGCCACCAUCACCCGCUUCCCAGACUCAGAACACGGCGACGUCAUCCGCCUCGAUCUCCACAAUACCCAGGACGCCUGGACCAUCGGCCAACACUACUACCUGACUUUUGCCAAGUGCAGCAUCUGGCAAUCCCACCCCUUCACACCCCUCAAUGUCCCCUGCGUCUCAAAGGGCACAGUACAACAUUCCUAUAUCCUCCGCGCGAAAAGCGGCGAAACAAAGAAAAUCGCCGACUUAGCCGCCACCGGCAUCUCCACCACGCCCGUCAUCCUAACCGGCGCAUACGGCGAGCCCAUAACCAGACAACUAACCCCAAGCACAAACAUCCUCUGCAUCGCCGGCGGGACCGGCAUCACCUACGUCCUCCCCGUCCUCCUCGAACUCGCCCGCCAAACACCCUCCCCAGACCGCAAACUCGAGCUCAUCUGGGCAGUCCGCCACACGGUGAACAUGGAGUGGGUGGCAGCGGAGCUAGAUCCCCUACAGAAAGCGCGGAAGACAUUAAAUCUCGGAAUCCGAAUCUUUGCCACUCGCGAUGCAAGAAGCAAAACUCCCUCGAUUGAGAGCUCAGAGGCAGAGAACUGUAAUCUCGAGAUUCCCAAGAUUGACGAGAAGGCCCUGCAGGUCGCACCUUCCUCUGGGUCCGAUACUGCGUGCUGUGGCUGUGACAAACCUGCUGCUGUUGAGCGGCUUGGUGGUGGUGAAAACGAUAUCAAUCGGCAUCCUGAUCUGCCGACGCUGGUUGGUGAUUUCUUGGCUGAGACAGUGCGCGGACCGACGAGUGUGUUUGCCAGUGGGCCUGGUGGGAUGGUUAGUGAUCUGAGGGAUAUUGUUGCGUCUUGCAAUUCUGGUGGGAAGGUUUGGAGGGGGGAGGAGAGGUUCGAUGUCGAUCUUAUUUGCGAUGAUCGAUUGGAGUGGUGA
Molecule: messenger RNA, 1959 nt
Organism: Penicillium bovifimosum
Lineage: Eukaryota; Fungi; Ascomycota; Eurotiomycetes; Eurotiales; Aspergillaceae
Product: ferric reductase family protein
Exons: 1
Coding region: 1-1959 (652 amino acids)
Biological process (GO): iron ion transport; intracellular iron ion homeostasis; copper ion import
Cellular component (GO): plasma membrane
Molecular function (GO): ferric-chelate reductase activity
Source: RefSeq, a predicted model, not a curated record